Molecule: messenger RNA, 4216 nt
Organism: Pelmatolapia mariae (spotted tilapia)
Lineage: Eukaryota; Metazoa; Chordata; Actinopteri; Cichliformes; Cichlidae
Exons: 9
Coding region: 1010-3181 (723 amino acids)
Biological process (GO): immune response; cellular response to lipopolysaccharide; negative regulation of T cell proliferation
Cellular component (GO): external side of plasma membrane
Source: RefSeq, a predicted model, not a curated record
UCCUCUGAUGGCUGAUCAAUCAGUUUGAUCUGUGUGUUCUUUGAUUAUUGAUCAGUGAUGUCAGAGUGGAGUCAGUGUGAUGUUGUUGUUGUGUGUUUGAGACUUUUAGUGUCCAUGAAGGUCUCUGCUGCCGUAGAUCCUCUGAACUGUGACAGAGGUCUCACUCUGGAGGAAACUCUCAGCACUUUCCAGCAGCUCCUCCAUCAUGGAGGACGUUCCCUCACUGUAACAGGUGGAGGAGAGAGGAGAGGAAGCACAGGUGGAUCCUCUGAGGAAGAGGAGCGUUCCUACAAACCACAUGAUCACAUGACCAGAGGACAAGCAUGUGUGGAAACACAUUAAAGUCAGCCUGUAAACUCAGCGGGAGGUUUUCUGCUGUAAAUUAAACCGUGUUAUAUUUUCUUUAGAACAAAUCUUAGCACAGGGAGGAUCAGAUUUGAAAAAUUAUCACAGUACUGAGACGAAGACAUGAGAACAGAUGAAGUUAGUUUGGUCUUCCUGGUGCUGACUCUGACUGAGGUGACGAGUGGACGCUAACAGUUUGUGUGUCCCUGAUGGAGCUUUCUCAUCUUCUCUACAUCUCUGCUGGACAUAAGAGUCUGAGUCAGCACAUCCUCACUGCAGGUGUGAAGAAGGAAACCUCACAUACAAAAUGAGUACAAAGAGUUGAAUUUGAUUUGUAAAUGUAUGAAAUGUUUUGAGAAAGCUUAAAAACUGUCAGUUUUGUCAAAUUUAAAAUGUAAUUUCUAAAUUAAAGUUUCAAAUAAAAGCAGAAUAUUAAUCCCACAGAGCAGCAAACGCAUGUUACUAAAAGCAGUGCACGGUCAGCCAUGUAGACAGUACAUGUUGUUCCUCCUCUGAGUUUAAUUGUGAAAGUCGUUUGCUAUAAAAAUAUUUUAUUUUGAAGGAUCAACAGGAAAUGAUCAGUGUUUCUCUGUCUAUCUUAAGAGGACCAAACCUUUAGUGCAGCAGCAGCUGUGUGUUGUUGUUAUCAGGACUUUAACUGGAGAUGAAGAUGUUGCUGCCACUCCUGCUCCUCGUACUCGUUUCCCAGCAUGCCCUGGAUGCGGUUGUGGAGGUGUAUGAGGGGGAAGUAUCUGUCCUGUUGCCUUGCGAGUACUCAGGUUUUAUACCUGAGGACAAUCCCACAGUGCUGUGGACUCGCAAUGAUCUCAACCCCAAAUCUGUCCACCUACGACGAGAGGAAACAGAUGAUCUGAAAGGGCAAAACCAGCGUUACAGCGAGCGCACAUCAAUGAGGCCUGAUGCUCUGGACACUUUAGACUUCAGCCUCACUCUGAGAAAACCAACAAAGACUGAUAGCGGCAACUACACCUGCUCCAUUGGAAAUGAAAAGGAGGAACUGAAACUGACAGACAUACAGCUGCAUGUCAAAGACCAAGAACUUAAGGAGGAGGUCGUUGAAGGAUCAGAGUCUGUCAUCCUGCCAUGCAAAACAAAACCUGACCUGCCUGAGGGCACCAGAGUGAAUUGGACGAGAUUUGACAGAGGAAUCAUGAUAGUCCAUGGAUAUUCAAAUGGAAGUGACCAACUUAAGAACCAGGACGACCUUUACUGUGGUCGCACAAAGAUGAACAAAGACCUGCUAAGAACUGGAGACCUCAGUCUGACCCUGAAAUACCCCACAGAGAGAGACAGUGGAGGAUACAUCUGCACCAUCUACAGGGACAAAGACAUCCUGAGACAGAAAGUAGUGCUGCAGGUCAAAGAACGGAUUCCACCCUGGGUCACAGCUCUCCUGGUUCUCCUGGUUCUUCUUGGGGUUUCUGGAGGUCUUUUAUUUCAUUUCCGGCACUAUUUCAUGUCAGUCUCCUGGGUGGAGGUGGAUUCAGGGGUGGAGUCUGUCCAGCUGAUCUGCAAAACCACAGUUUGUCUGCCUAAAGAUGCUAAAGUGGAGUGGAAGGACAGAAACGACAGGAAGGUCCACGUGUAUGAGAACGGCUCUGACCAGCCUGAAGAACAGGACGAUAAAUACAAGAACCGAACAAAGAUGAAGAGAAACUUACUGGAACCUGGAGACCUCAGUCUGAACCUGAAAUACCCCACAGAUGGAGACAACUCCACCAACACCUGCACCGUCUACAGCAGGGAGGGAAACAUCCUGAUGAAGAAACAAGUGAAGCUGAAAGUCAGAGUCCCCCAGGUGGAGGUGGAGGAGGGGGUGGAGUCUGUCCAGCUGCCCUUCAACACCACACUUCACCUGCCUGAAGACGCUAAAGUGGAGUGGAGGGACAGUGAUGACAGGAAGGUCCACGUAUAUAAGAACGGCUCUGACCAGCCUGAAGAACAGGACCAGUUUUACAGAGACCGAACGAAGAUGAAUGAAGACCUGCUGAAAACUGGAGACCUCAGUCUGACCCUGAAACACCCCACACAUGGAGACAACUACACCUACGCCUGCACCGUCUACAGCAGGGAGGGAAACAUCCUGCUAAACAAAGAAGUGCUGUUCAAGGUCAGAGUCCCCCAGGUGGAGGUGGAUUCAGGGGUGGAGUCUGUCCAGCUGCCCUUCAACACCACACUUCACCUGCCUGAAGACGCUAAAGUGGAGUGGAUGGAUAACAAUGCAAAGGCCCACGUGUAUGAGAACGGCUCUGACCAGCCUCACAAACAGCACCAGGUUUUCAGAGCCCGAACAAAGAUGAAUGAAGACCUGCUGAAAUCUGGAGACCUCAGUCUGACCCUGACAUACCCCACAGACUGGGACAACUGGAUCUACACCUGCACCGUCUACAGCAGGGAGGGAAACAUCCUGCUGAAGAAACAAGUGAAGCUGAAAGUCAGAGUCUGUCAGGUGGAGGUGGAGGAGGGGGCGGAGUCUGUCCAGCUGCCCUUCAAAACCACACAAAACCUGCCUGAAGAUGCUGAAGUGGAGUGGGAACGCUAUGAACCUGAAUACAGGAAGGUCCACGUGUAUGAGAACAGCUCUCACAAACAGCAUCAGGGUUACAAAGACCGAACAAAGAUGAAUGAAGACCUGCUGAAAACUGGAGACCUCAGUCUGACCCUGAAAUACCCCAAAGAGAGAGACAGUGGGAGAUAUGUGUGUGAAGCGAGGAGGAACGGACGGAUUGGAUAUAAAACUGUGCUGCUGAAAGUCAGGGAGAGUUCAGGUCCAGGAUCAAACAGGGGACAUCAGGAACAGAAGCAGCUCCAUUGAUCCGACUCCUCUGAUGGCUGAUCAAUCAGUUUGAUCUGUGUGUUCUUUGAUUAUUGAUCAGUGAUGUCAGAGUGGAGUCAGUGUGAUGUUGUUGUUGUGUGUUUGAGACUUUUAGUGUCCAUGAAGGUCUCUGCUGCCGUAGAUCCUCUGAGCUGUGACAGAGGUCUCACUCUGGAGGAAACUCUCAGCACUUUCCAGCAGCUCCUCCAUCAUGGAGGACGUUCCCUCACUGUAACAGGUGGAGGAGAGAGGAGAGGAAGCACAGGUGGAUCCUCUGAGGAAGAGGAGCGUUCCUACAAACCACAUGAUCACAUGACCAGAGGGGCGUGGCCUUCAGUGGUAGUAAUAAAGGAACAGUCCACAUGUUCCACUUUGAAGGCUCAUCUCCAACAAAGCAGACCUGUGAUCACUUUAACUCAGUAUGAUGGAUUGUUUGGAUUUGUCUUUGUUUCUCUGGAUUUUUUCUGUAGGUUCUCUGCUGUAAAUGGAGCCGUGUUGUGUUUUCUUUAGAACAAAGCUGAGCACAGUAAGGAUCAGAUUUAAAAAAUGAUCACAGGACUGAGACAAACAAAUGAGAACAGAUGAAGUUAGUUUGGACUUCCUGGUGUUGACUCUGACUGAGGUGAUGUUUCACAGAGCUGAGUGGGCACUAACAGUUUCUGUGUCCUUGAUGGAGCUUUCUCAUCUUUUCACCAUCUCUGCUGGACAUAAUCAGGAGUCUGAGUCAGCACGUCCUCGCUGCAGGUGUGAAGAAGGAAACCUCACAGACAAAAUGAUGUAAAUGUAAAAAGAAGGUUUUGACAAAGCUUAAAAACCUAUGUUUGCAUGAAAAGUGGGAACUAGCACUAGAGAUGAGGCUGAUUAAGCAGUUCCUGGAUGCUGUUCAGUGCCCACUCUAAGGUCCAGUGUUUUUUAACUAAAGAUUUAAUUUGUUGCUUUUCAAAAAAUCUAUUAAAUAAUUUCCCCUAGGGAUCAAUAAAGUAUUCUGAUUCUGAUUCUGAUUCUGAUAUUCUUGAUAAUCCCGUAUUGUAUAAG